AUGGUCGCCCUGGAGCUGUACCGCAAGACCACCAUCGGCGUGAACCUCACGGAGACGCUGGACGAGAUGGUCUUCAGCGGCAGGCUCGCCCCCGAGCUCGCCGUCCGGGUCCAGCUGCAGUUCGACGAGUCCAUGAGAGACGUGCUGGAGCAAAAGCUGACGAGCAGGGCUUCCUUCAAGGGCCAUCUGCACACCUACAGGUACUGCGACGGGGUCUGGAUUUUCAUCCUGACAGACGCGACGUUCAGGAACGAGGAGAUGGCACAGAACAUCGGCAAGGUGAAAAUCGUGGCCUGCGAUGCUAGUUUGAUGAAGCCUGAGGGGCCUCCGCAACAGUAG
This is a messenger RNA of Lolium rigidum, 339 nucleotides long. RefSeq names its product transcription initiation factor IIA subunit 2-like. Gene Ontology annotation, biological process: RNA polymerase II preinitiation complex assembly; transcription initiation at RNA polymerase II promoter. The coding region runs from base 1 to 339 and encodes 112 amino acids. Gene Ontology annotation, molecular function: RNA polymerase II general transcription initiation factor activity; TBP-class protein binding. Gene Ontology annotation, cellular component: transcription factor TFIIA complex. The record is from RefSeq and is a predicted model, not a curated record. NCBI's taxonomy places the organism in Eukaryota, Viridiplantae, Streptophyta, Magnoliopsida, Poales, Poaceae. The transcript is spliced from 3 exons.